Molecule: messenger RNA, 948 nt
Organism: Miniopterus natalensis
Lineage: Eukaryota; Metazoa; Chordata; Mammalia; Chiroptera; Miniopteridae
Gene: PRSS22
Product: serine protease 22
Biological process (GO): proteolysis
Molecular function (GO): serine-type endopeptidase activity
Source: RefSeq, a predicted model, not a curated record
AUGCUUGUUUCCAGAACCCCCCCAGCCCUGGGUGGGGUGUGUCUCAGGAUCUUAACAUCCCUGCUGCUUCUGGCUUCUGCUGCCAUGGUCAAUGCUACCAGGACACCUGCUCCUCCAGCCUGUGGGAAGCCCCAGCAGCUGAACCGGAUUGUGGGUGGCGAGGACAGCGCAGACGCCGAGUGGCCCUGGGUUGUGAGCAUCCAGAAGAACGGGACCCACCACUGUGCAGGCUCCCUGCUCACCAGGCGCUGGGUGGUCACCGCCGCCCACUGCUUCAAGGGCACUCUGAACAAGCCAUCCCAGUUCUCUGUGCUGCUGGGUGCCUGGCAGCUGGGGAAUCCUGGCCCAAGGUCCCAGGAGGUGGGUAUUGCGUGGGUGCAUGCCCACCCCGUGUAUUCCUGGAAGGAGGGCUCCCGCGCAGACAUCGCCCUGGUGCGCCUCGAGCACUCCAUCCAGUUUUCUGAGCGAAUCCUGCCCAUCUGCCUGCCUGAUUCCUCCAUUCAUCUCCCGCCGAACACCAACUGCUGGAUUGCAGGCUGGGGGAGUGUCCAUGAUGGAGUGCCCCUGCCCCACCCUCAGACCCUACAGAAGCUGAAGGUUCCCAUCAUUGACUCGGAAAUCUGCGGUCGCCUGUACUGGCGGGGAGCUGGGCAAGAAGCCAUCACCGAGGACAUGCUGUGUGCUGGCUACCUAGAGGGGGAGCGUGAUGCCUGCCUGGGCGACUCCGGAGGCCCCCUGAUGUGCCAGGUCGAGGGCUCCUGGCUGCUGGCCGGCAUCAUCAGCUGGGGCGAGGGCUGUGCGGAGCGCAACCGGCCCGGUGUCUACAUCAGCCUGACCGCCCACCGCUCCUGGGUGCAGAGGAUCGUGCAAGGGGUGCAGUUCCGCGGGCAGUCGCAGGGGGUCGGGCCGUCUGGAUUAGGAAUCCGGGGGCGCGGGGCGGCAGCCUAG